Tilletiaria anomala UBC 951 is the source of this 1737-nucleotide messenger RNA. RefSeq lists its product as uncharacterized. Lineage: Eukaryota; Fungi; Basidiomycota; Exobasidiomycetes; Georgefischeriales; Tilletiariaceae. The transcript has 3 exons. Bases 1 to 1737 code for a protein of 578 amino acids. The record is from RefSeq and is a predicted model, not a curated record.
AUGGCGCUCGAUCCGCAACUGUACACGCUGCACUUUGCGCGCCGUCUACGGCAGCAGGACACAGUCGAUAUCGUCGAGGCAUCGUCGAAAGACACUUCGCACCCCCUCUACAUCCGACAGAGAGCGCGACGGUCACCAAUCUACGACACCAUCCUGCUUGAUGGCCUACUCGACCAGCCUCUGGCAUCCGUCUCCUCCGCCUCGUCCUCCAAUCGAACCAAAUUAAUCAAGCUGCACUAUCCGGAAUCCUCGACGCAGCUUCAAAAGCAAGGCCUAACGUUCGCGCAGGAAUGGAGGUUCCAGUGGGAGGGCUCCACGUACGCUUGGAAGCGCGAGUCGUCAUUCGGCGGGGGCGGGCCAGGCAAGAACGAGUAUAGUUGCUGGGCGAUACGCACGCCCGAUCCUAACAUAUGGAUCAGCAUCUACAAGCCUAUUAUAGGUGGUGUGAGACGCAAGGGUGGAGCCAUCCCGAACGGUGUGGACAACGGCAGCAAGCAGCGGCAAGAGCCACUGUCCGCCGUUGAGGCAUUCAUGCAAGUCCUCGAUCACAAUAUUGCACGCAUAGACCCAGCCGUGCAAGAUCGCAAAGGGCUCGAGAUCGCCAUGCUCAUGGCCCUCUGCUCGAUCCUUGACCAGGAUUACGAUGAGAAGUACCGAGAUCCGUCGGAGAACAUGUACUUGUCCACCACGCCCUGUGGCUCCGGGAGCUUGGGCGCGCAAAGCGCCGGUGCAAGCAAAGAUGCUGAUAAGAAGGGUCUCGUUUCCAAUGUGGAUUCUCUAUUGCUCAAAGGCAGGCAGCACUCAUUUGGUGGUAGCUCAGAUGGCGUCGAAACGUCUCCGAACGAGAUUCAUAUCAAAGCGUGGGGUGAAGUUUCCGAAUACGUGUCACACUGCAUAACGCUCUUGCGAGAUGAUGGCCCUGCUCCACAGUCUUCAUUGGAGCAGACAUCGAAUAGUCACGGACAUGGACUAUCGAUCAUCCUCCUGAAGACUUCUUCACCAGAGACUGCGCAGAAGGCUGUCGCUGUCGCUGCGGGAGUCAAGGCUGCAUUCUACCGUCUUCCAGAAGAGAAGAAGGGCAAGAAUUCUGGAGAGGAGCUAUUCCAAUACUUACGAACGGAGGAUGUGCCUCGUGCUGGCCCUUCGUCAUCAGCGGACGGCGACGCAGCGGCAGCGUUGUCAUCACCAUCGAGAGCGAGCAAGCCAGGUGGGCGGCCCAUUAUCAAGCUGAACGCGCCGCCGCCCGGCCCACCAGCCCCUCCCAAGCCCAAACCGGAGCCGUCCAAAGUGCAUGGGAGCACUGCGAAUGCAUCGUACAUUCCGCCCUCGUCCCUGACGAUCUACCUCUCGAAAGAACGAAUAGCAGAGCUCGAGCCGAAAGGCCAGCCUGCACCGCGUAUACCGCCGAAGGGGUACUCUACAGCAGGAGCAAAGUCGCCGUCAGCGCCAGCGCAGCACUCACCACCGAAAGCGUUCGUGCCGUCCGGUCACCGGCCGCCGCUUGCGGCUCUGCCGUUCGGCUACGGCGUAACCGACAGCAGUGGCUCACCGAUAAGCACGGGAACAAGCGCGAGCACGAACAUGACAAUGGGUAUGCAGCUGGGUGGCCCAUUUCGCCCGCACAAGAGUUCGUCGCGGCCUGCCAGCACAGGUGAGCCAGCGUCAGAGGAAGCGGGCAGCGGAGUUAAAGACGGGCUCAAGGGGAAGUUAUUUGGCAAGCUGGGCAUCAAGAAUUGA